This is a messenger RNA of Syzygium oleosum, 1486 nucleotides long. RefSeq names its product E3 ubiquitin-protein ligase AIRP2-like. Gene Ontology annotation, molecular function: ubiquitin protein ligase activity. Gene Ontology annotation, biological process: protein ubiquitination. The record is from RefSeq and is a predicted model, not a curated record. The coding region runs from base 212 to 973 and encodes 253 amino acids. Lineage: Eukaryota; Viridiplantae; Streptophyta; Magnoliopsida; Myrtales; Myrtaceae. The transcript has 5 exons.
AGCACUAAGCAAACUCUGUCUCUCUGUCUCUCUUCACAACUUAACAAUCAUCACUAUUCAUUUUCUUUCACCAAAAUUCUCCUCAUCAGAACCAAAAGGACAGUCCCCUCCAAAACACCAAAAAGAGGAAGGGAAAGAACCCAAAAAGGAUCAAUCUUUUGCAUCAUCUCCCUCUCACGUCUUCCCCCGCCUUGUUUGCUGAUAUCAAACUAUGUGGCAAAAGCAGCCAAGCACGUCCUCCUUCAGAGAAUCCAUCAAAGCUCUGGAAGCUGAUAUACAGCAUGCCAAUGGCCUGGCAGCUGGUUUGCCGAGAGAUUAUUGCGGCGACAGUAUACAGAUGAGAUUGUCAUACAGUCCUUUUGCACCAUUCUUAUCGUUUCUGAUUGAAUGGAUGGAUUGCCGUUGUACAGAUUCCAUCCCAAGUUAUUUAGGCCUUGUUCAGAUCAUAAUAUACCAGGUAUAUGUUGAUGGCAUGCCCACAAUGUCUUCGAAAGAAAGACAAGCCUCUCUGAGGGAAUUUUACGCUGUUAUAUAUCCUAUGUUGAGGCAACUGGAAGCCCAGUUUAUCCUAAUUGAAGAUGACAAUAAGAAAAGAAGCCAAGCGGUGGAUGUUUCAAGCAGAAAGUGGGCUGAAGACAAGAGGGGGUUUGGCGAUAAAGAUAUUGACAAGGAAGAUGAAUGCGGCAUAUGUAUGGACAGUUUUAACAUGAUGGUACUGCCAAGCUGCGGGCACUCCAUGUGUAUCAACUGCUUUCGUGACUGGAAUGGGCGAUCUCUAUCCUGCCCCUUUUGCCGCGACAGCCUUAAGAGAGUUGGCUCAAGAGAUUUAUGGGUCCUCACAAGUGGCAACGAUGUUGUUGAUGCAGUUACUCUAGCGAAGGAGAACCUGAGAAGUUUCUAUCUUUACAUUGAGAGCCUGCCUUACACAACACCCGAGACCCGUGUCAUUGUUUUCGAUUACAUGAUGUUCUGAUAGUGAGGAGGACUGAAGAGUUUGACUGUACAUUCUAGGUAGAGAUAUUGCUGGCCUUCCAUUAUUAGUGAAGCCAAGGUACAUAUAUGAACGUGGAAGGUCAAGCAGAAGCCAAGGUAGCUGUGCAUAGAUGAGUUCAUUCCCGAUUACCAACAUAAUCUUGGAAAUUCAGGUAAAAAUCAGGUGGAUUCAUAUAGUCCUGCGUUCCCUCCUCUCAUCGUGGAAGCAAUUCUUACGCUUCUGUGAGAAUGAGAACUAGAUGAGUAAUGUAUAGUACAGAAACAGGGCAUUGCUUGGCUUUCAACCCAGCUAUUUUGGACCUGAGUACUGGAAUGCAAAUGUCAAGCUCUGGGAGGAUGGUUGAUGUUUAUUGACCCAAUAAAAGGCCUUUAGCAUUUAGUCUUCUGCUUAAUAUUCAUGGUACAGGCGAAAUAAUUUAUGAUGCACAUGAAACUAAAUCAUCUUUCCUGUGCCAACUUUAUUGCAAUAAAGCAUUAUAUUAUUUUUAAGUGA